This is a messenger RNA of Dictyostelium purpureum, 1701 nucleotides long. RefSeq lists its product as uncharacterized. Bases 1 to 1701 code for a protein of 566 amino acids. Gene Ontology annotation, molecular function: thiamine pyrophosphate binding; catalytic activity; magnesium ion binding. NCBI's taxonomy places the organism in Eukaryota, Evosea, Eumycetozoa, Dictyosteliales, Dictyosteliaceae. The record is from RefSeq and is a predicted model, not a curated record. Gene Ontology annotation, biological process: fatty acid alpha-oxidation. The transcript is spliced from 2 exons. Gene Ontology annotation, cellular component: peroxisome.
AUGGAUGGUGUAGAAAUAAUAGCAAAAUCAAUUAAAAACAGUGCUAUUGAAAAAGUAUUUGGUAUAGUUGGUGUACCGAUUACUCCAAUUGCAUAUGAAUUACAAAAGCAAGGUGUUGGAUUUUUUGGAUUUAGAAAUGAACAAAGUUGUAGCUAUGCUGCAAGUAUUGUCGGUUACUUAACCGGGUUACCAGGUUUAUGUAUGACUGUAAGUGGUCCAGGUAUGGUUCAUGCUUUGGCUGGUGUAUUAAAUGCACAAUCAAAUGGUUGGCCUUUAAUUUUAAUGUCAUCAAGUAUUUCUCUAAAUGAAAUCGGAAAAGGUGGUUUUCAAGAAUCUAAACAAAUGGAAUUAGCAGAGCAUUAUUGCAAAAAGGUUUACAAUGUUACAGAAAUCGAUCACUUCCCAGAAAUUUUAAAGGAUGCAAUCGAGACAAGUUUAUCCAAUAGACCAGGUCCAGUUUAUAUUCAAUUACCUUCAAAUAUUAUUAAAUCAAAAGGUGAAGCAAAUAUUAGAGAAGCAGCAGGUUAUGGAUCAAUUGCAAUUAAACCAAUUUUACCAGAUAUUAAUAAAGUAAAAGAUGCAGUUGAGUUAUUAAUCAAUGCUAAGAGACCGUUGGUUAUUGGUGGUAAAGGUGCAGCCUAUUGUAGAUGUGAAAAUGAAUUACUAGAGUUUAUUGAAACUACUAAAAUCCCAUUUUUACCAUCACCUAUGGGAAAGGGUUUACUUAGAGAUGACCAUCCAUUAGUGGUUGGUGCAGCUAGAUCAUAUGCCUUAAAGAAUGCAGAUGUAGUUUUGGUAUUAGGUGCUCGUUUAAAUUGGAUGUUUGGGUUUGGUAAAGCACCAGUCUUUUCACCAUCAGUUCAAUUUAUUGUUGUAGAUGUAGACCAAAACGAGGCAGUUAAUAAUCCAAAUGUUAAACCAGCAGUUAGUAUCGUUGGUGAUGCUCGUUUAACUAUUGCCGAAAUGCGUAAACUUAUUGGUGAUAGUAACUCGAUGGCAUUACCAUUAUCAAUUGAAGAUUCAUGGUGGGUAAACUUGAAAGCAGAUAUCGAAGUCAAAACUAAAUCAUUAAUGGCAUUAAUGAAUGAACCACAAAUUAAUGACACCGACUAUUUAAAUUAUCACAAAGUUUACAACUCACUUAGAAGUUUCCUUUUCCAAGAAGAUAGUAUUUUUGUCAAUGAAGGUGCCAACACAAUGGAUAUUGGUCGUAUUUGUAUUAAUCAAUCACUUCCACGUAGUCGUUUAGAUGCUGGAACCCUUGCAACUAUGGGCGUUGGUGUAGGUUACGCUAUUGCUGCUCAAAUUUGCUUCCCAAGUCGUCCAGUUGUUUGUGUUCAAGGUGAUAGUGCUUUUGGUUUUAGUGCUAUGGAAAUGGAGGUUGCCGUUCGUUACCACUUACCAAUUGUUUUCAUCGUUUUAAAUAAUAAUGGUGUUUAUGAAGGUUUAGAGUCAAUGUCCGAUGAUAAAUAUACCUGUUCUACUGAAUCUGCUUCACUUCACGUACCUCCAACCUCUUUAUUGGUUGACGUUCAAUAUGAAAAAAUCAUGCAAUCAUUUGGUGGUUCUGGCUAUUCAAUUUCAACCCUCUCUUAUUUAAAUGAACUUUGCCAACAAAUUAAAAACAAAGAAAUUAAAUUACCAGUACUUUUAAAUAUAAAAAUUAAACCAACUGGUACCAAACCAAAAAUUGUUCAUUAA